Messenger RNA from Asparagus officinalis (garden asparagus), 1581 nucleotides. RefSeq names its product synaptotagmin-4-like. Gene Ontology annotation, cellular component: endoplasmic reticulum. Gene Ontology annotation, molecular function: lipid binding. The record is from RefSeq and is a predicted model, not a curated record. Lineage: Eukaryota; Viridiplantae; Streptophyta; Magnoliopsida; Asparagales; Asparagaceae. The transcript has 11 exons. The coding region runs from base 1 to 1581 and encodes 526 amino acids.
AUGACGGAAAACUUGAAUAUGUUGUCUUCGGUUCAAAACAAGAAAGGUGGAACAGUCACAUCUGGAGACAACAACAAGGGUAACGUUAGCGGUAUUGGAAUAGUAGAUUUUGUUGCUAAUAACAUUGAUGAUAUGUCUGUUAAAGAUAACUUACAUAAUUUACCAAAAGCAUAUGUUGAAAAGAGGAAGAAGAAAGGGGUAGACAUGACGCAUCGUAUAAUUGGUGGUGAACUAUCAUCCCUUCCUUGUAUUACUGAUGUUAUUGAGGAUACUAUACACAAUGUUAUUGAAGAUUUCAUUACCUGGCCUGUACGGAAAAUUGUUCUCAUUUUACCUGGUGAUUAUAGUGGCCUAGAGUUGAAACCUGUUGGAGUUUUGGAAGUAAAGCUUGUUCAAGCUAAAGGUUUAGCAAACAAGGAUCUUGUAGGAAAAUCCGAUCCAUUUGUUGUUGCCUAUAUACAUCCACUCCCUGAUAGGAUGAAGACUAGCAAAACAAUUAACAAUGAAUUGAAUCUUAUUUGGAAUGAACACUUUGAGUUCAUAGUUGAAGAUGUGUCAACCCAACGUUUGAUCGUCAAGGUUUAUGAUGAUGAAGGGGUACAAGCAUCUGAACUUAUUGGUAUGGCUCAAUUUAAGCUGCUAGAACUUCAGCCUGGGAAAGUGAAGGUUGUUUGGCUGAAGUUUGUUAAAGAUUUAGAAAUUCAGAGAGACAGGAAAGACAGGGGCCAGGUACAUCUAGAGCUUCUAUACUGCCCUUUUGGCAUGGAAAAUGAAUUUACUAAUCCUUUCAUCAAUAAAAAGCUUUCUCUUACGACUUUCGAAAAAACUAUGAAGAGUGAGAUUGAUGGUGCUGAGACUGCUGAGAUCGAAAAGACAUUAACUCAGAGAAAAAAAGAGGUCAUUGUAAGAGGAGUGCUUUCCGUGAUAAUUAUAGCUGCCGAGGAAUUGCCCGUGAUGGAUGUUAUGGGAAAGGCAGACCCUUUUGUUGUGAUCACUAUGAAAAAAUCUGGAACAAAGAACAAAACAAGCGUUUUACAUGAUACCUUGCAUCCAGUAUGGAAUCAUACUUUCGACAUAGUGGUGGAAGAUGGGCUACAUGAUCUGCUUAUUUUGGAAGUCUGGGACCAUGACACUUUUGGAAAGGGAUGUCUUUGGAUAAGCUUAAAAAAAAUUAAAACUGCUACACCUUCAUCCUCAUCAACUAAUGUGAGAGAAGAUGCUCUUUCUAAAGUAUUAGGAAAAGAUAAACAUGGGCGAUUAAGAGGAAUGGGAAGAGGAGUUACUAUAAGCAAAGUAUCUUUCUUACAAGCCAGAGACAAGCAUGUGCUCCAGCUAAAAGAGGAAAAUUCUGAAUUCCAAAAUAGAAUACAACAUUUGGAGACUAUGAUCCAUAAAUUAGUUGGAAAUCAUCAGGCCUUGAUCGCAAAGAGGAGCGAUAUGGUGGUAAUGUCUGGUGAUGGACCACUGAAAGCUUAUGUUCGCCGAUGUGGCUAUGUACAUGAUGAGUCUCCCAAGUCAUAUGUAAUGCUUAUGUUCGCCGAUGUGGCUAUGUACAUGAUGAGUCUCCCAAGUCAUAUGUAA